Molecule: messenger RNA, 1312 nt
Organism: Drosophila rhopaloa
Lineage: Eukaryota; Metazoa; Arthropoda; Insecta; Diptera; Drosophilidae
Gene: E(spl)m3-HLH
Product: enhancer of split m3 protein
Exons: 1
Coding region: 196-864 (222 amino acids)
Biological process (GO): regulation of neurogenesis; regulation of transcription by RNA polymerase II; anterior/posterior pattern specification
Cellular component (GO): nucleus
Molecular function (GO): protein dimerization activity; DNA-binding transcription factor activity, RNA polymerase II-specific; RNA polymerase II cis-regulatory region sequence-specific DNA binding
Source: RefSeq, a predicted model, not a curated record
AGUUUGCCACUCAUUUCUCAAAAGUGCCGCCAGUCGAACGCACCGCAACCGGUGGAACGCGCAACGCACGCGCAACAAAUUCGUAAAAAAAUAAAAUCCCAUAUAUGAAACCAACCCAAAUCAGAAGUGAUAAUGUGCAGUUAAGAGACUAAAAGAGAGCAAUCCUUGAAAAACCUUUAAGACAAACAAUCGAUCAUGGUCAUGGAGAUGUCCAAGACGUAUCAGUACCGCAAGGUGAUGAAGCCGCUGCUGGAGCGCAAGCGGCGGGCCAGGAUCAACAAGUGUUUGGACGACCUCAAGGAUUUGAUGGUCGAGUGCCUGCAGCAGGAGGGCGAGCAUGUCACGCGGUUGGAGAAGGCGGAUAUUCUGGAGCUGACCGUGGAUCAUAUGAGGAAACUCAAGCAGAGGGGUGGUCUCUCCCUGCAGGGAGUGGUUUCGGGUGGUGGUAACAGUCCGCCCACCUCGACGAGUACCGCCCACGUGGAGUCCUUUCGCUCGGGAUAUGUGCACGCCGCCGAUCAGAUUACGCAGGUCCUGCUGCAGACCCAGCAAACCGAUGAGAUUGGCCGCAAGAUAAUGAAAUUCCUAUCGACGCGACUAAUUGAGCUGCAGACGCAGUUGCUCCAGCAACAACAACAACAGCAGCAGCAGCAACAACCGCAAUCUUCGGGUCGCCUGGUAUUCCCGCUCCUGGGAGGAUAUGGACAGGCGGCCGCCGCUGCCGCCAUUAGUUACAGCUCCUUCCUGACCAGCAAGGACGAACUGAUCGAUGUGACAUCCGUCGAUGGCAACGCAUUAUCCGAAACGGCGUCGGUCAGCUCGCAGGAGUCCGGCGCCUCGGAGCCCGUCUGGAGGCCCUGGUAAUUGGGCCUGACUUUCGAUCUUAUCCUUAACAUUAUAAUCACAACCCAAAAAAUGGCUAUUGACCGUUCUGCAACAAGAUCCGUUGUCUUCCAAAGUAAUUCAUAAACGUACCAAGUUAAUUGAGGUCGAUUCGCUUAUCGAUUUUGAGAUUGGUUUUAAAAUACUUUUAGGCUAAGUCCCCACUAUGGUAAUUUGUAAAUUGAUUGUUUAAUUUCAACUGUGAUAUAACUAAAGUACGAUGAUCAAUCAAUAUCAGUGAAUAUAUUUGAGUGCGCUAUUAUCCUACUCCAAACGAUUCCUAAGUUCAUUAGUUCGUUGCGCUCUCUUCAUUGUUUAGCCUAUAUUAAGCUUUAAAUAAUUUAUAAAUGUUAAUUUAUGGUUAGUUGAGAACGAGAAAUCAAAAAUAGACUACAUAAAUAAAAUAAAUCAAUAAAAUUGCAAAAGUAAA